Messenger RNA from Psammomys obesus (fat sand rat), 396 nucleotides. RefSeq names its product DNA repair protein SWI5 homolog. The record is from RefSeq and is a predicted model, not a curated record. Gene Ontology annotation, cellular component: Swi5-Swi2 complex; Swi5-Sfr1 complex. The coding region runs from base 1 to 396 and encodes 131 amino acids. The transcript has 2 exons. Gene Ontology annotation, biological process: double-strand break repair via homologous recombination. NCBI's taxonomy places the organism in Eukaryota, Metazoa, Chordata, Mammalia, Rodentia, Muridae.
AUGGGGCUGUUGGUCACACAGGAAGUAGAGACAAAGAGCGUCAGACCCCGAUCCAGGUACCUCAGACCUCAGGGCUCAGGAGAUCUGAGUCAGAACUCAACCAAAUUUGCCAAGCGGCCUUCCCAUCACCGGGUCAUCUCCCAAACUGAACAGGCUGAUGAGAUCGGCCAGGAGUCUUUGACCUCUGACAUGCAGAAACUGAAGGCGAAGUGGGACAUGCUAGACAAGGAGAUCACGGCGUCAGCAGCAGAGGGCCACCGUGUGACGGACUUGGAGGAAUCUAUCUCCCUCCUCCCCGAGUACAAUGACAUCAAGGAUGUUGCACAGAUGCCGCUGGGCAAGCUGGAUAUGACCCGAGGCGUCACCAUCAAAGGAGUUAUCCAGGUUUUGCUCUAG